Molecule: messenger RNA, 657 nt
Organism: Aspergillus uvarum CBS 121591
Lineage: Eukaryota; Fungi; Ascomycota; Eurotiomycetes; Eurotiales; Aspergillaceae
Exons: 1
Coding region: 1-657 (218 amino acids)
Source: RefSeq, a predicted model, not a curated record
AUGCUAACAACACCAAUCCCCCGGCAACUCACAAACCUCACGAAGAAGCCUCCCAAGUCGAACCCUGGUCUUCUUUUUCCUUCCAUCACAGGACUUCCCACCCACAAUCUCCCUUUACCACGCAGUGAGAACGUCUCCUCGCCCAAAAAGACCUGGCCAUUCUCCAACUACCCCGCCCGAGGGAAGAACAACAGCCACUCCGAAGCAAUCCAGCACGGUAGCCUGAGCCUACCCAAGGGGCAGAAUGGUUACCCAAUACCCAAGUCCCGGGAAGAUGCAAACAGCAAAGUGUCUAUCCCCCUGCUCGUCCUGUUGCAAGCACUGUUCCGCGAUGUAACCACCCUAGCAAUGAUCCUGGAUGACAUGAGCAGUCCGCAACUGAUUCUCGUGGUUGUCGAUGGGCCGGAUGCACUACCCGCCCGAAUGGAUGGAACACAGCGGUGGAUGGUGGACCCUGCUUACCGGGACAGGGGUAGGGCGAUGACUGUCGAUCGGAGUUGCCUCAAGAUUCACUGGACUGCUGGGGAGAGAUUAUUUGAUGCGGAUGUCUAUGAGGUGAUUGAGCGGGCGGUUGAGUAUGCGAUUGGUAGUGGUGGUGGUGGUGGUAGAGACUUUGAGAUUCGACCGGUGAGGAUGAGGGGUUUCAAGUUUGGGUGA